This is a messenger RNA of Gasterosteus aculeatus aculeatus (three-spined stickleback), 3532 nucleotides long. RefSeq names its product tripartite motif containing 8b (gene trim8b). The record is from RefSeq and is a predicted model, not a curated record. Lineage: Eukaryota; Metazoa; Chordata; Actinopteri; Perciformes; Gasterosteidae.
UGUGUGUGUGUGUGUGUGAUUCAGAGGAAAGCAAAGCGUUUACUGUAAUCGGCUGUGCGAGUUGAAAUCACCACUGUGUUGUCAUCCUUGCCCGACGCCUUCUCCGGACAAAUAUUCUGGAAUUUGCCUUCAUGCUGUAGCAAUAAGCAAUAUUUUGUUACCGGUCGUGUCGUUCUAGUCUGGUCGCAAGGGUUAAAAUAUACGGGCUGAUCUUUCAGGACGUCAUCGCGGUUUAAAAAAAGACAAAUAACAAUCCGUGACCUUUUUUGAGAGCCGGGCUUCCUGCGAGCUCCGAGGGGCCUGAAGGUCUGGUAGAAGUGGGAAACCGUCGGUGUAUGCCUGCCCGCACCAUGAUGGCCUCUGACAUGGCUGAGACGUGGAGGAACUGUUUCGAGGAGGAGCUCAUCUGCCCCAUCUGCCUGCACGUGUUCUCAGACCCCAUCCAGCUGCCCUGCAAGCAUAACUUCUGCCGGGGCUGCAUCAGCGAGGCCUGGGCCAAAGAGUCCUCGCUGGCCCGCUGCCCCGAGUGCAAUCACGCUUACGCGCAGAAGCCCAGCCUGGAGAAGAACCACAAACUGUCCAACAUCGUGGAGAAGUACAACGCCCUGAGCGUGGAGAAGCCCGCCGCGCCGGCGCUGCAGUGCAUCCUGUGCCGCCGGGGCCCUCCGCUCCCCGCCGUGAAGGUCUGCCUGCGCUGCAACGCCCCGUGCUGCCAGUCCCACGUCCAGACUCACCUGCAGCAGCCGUGCUCGGCCCUCGGGCACCUGCUGGUGGAGGCGGAGGCGGUGAAGGCCUGGACCUGCCUGCAGCACGACGAGUACAGGCUGUACCACUGCGAGGCCGAGCAGACAGCCGUGUGCCAGUACUGCUGCUUCGCCCGCUGCCACCCGAGCCACGGCCACGCGGUCACUGACGUGGAGCUCAGGCGCAACGAUAUCAGGCAAAGCCUGUUAAGACAACAGGAGCGUGUGGAGGAACGAGUGCAGGAGAUUGAAGAGCAGCUGUGCAAACUAGACUCCGACAAGUGUGUAGUUGAGGACCGGGUGUGUGAGCUCAAAGAGGAGGUGCGUCUGCAGUACCAGCGGAUGCACCAGCUCCUGGAGGAGGAUCUCGGUAGGACACUGGAGGCUCUGGACCGGGCUCAGGCUCGGUUCUGCCAGGAGAACGCGGCGCAGGUCUUGGCGCUGGGCGAGCAGCGCCACGAGGCCCAGAAGCUGCUGAGCUCCAUCCACACGGCCUUCAGCAAGGCGGAGGAACUGAGCUUCAUGAAGAACACCAAGCCUGUUAAAAUCCUCACAGACAGGUCUCAGACGUGUGUGGGCAGCAGUCUCCCUCCCUACAAAGUGGGGAAUCUAAACUCUAAACUAUUCCUAUCUGAAAUCUCAAAAAGAGAGAAGAGCCUGAAGAGAACGCUAGAAGUUCCCCUCACCCCUCCCUCCACCUUCCUGCAGUCUGUUCCGGCGUAUCCCAGCGGUCAGAGCUCUGGCUCUGGAGCGGAGAAACGGAAACAUUCCACUGCCUUCCCAGAGGGAAAUGGGAGCGUCGGAAAGACCGCCACUUCGGGCUUCAAGGACUCCUCUUCCUCCUCCUCUUCUUCCUCCUCAUCGUUAGCCAAACAGCCCUACCUGGGCUCCGGCUCUGCCUCCGGAGAAGGUCAGUCCACCAAUCAGCAGCCUCUCGGCCCCUGCGGCCCGCCGCACAUAAGCGAGAGCGGCGGGACAGGAAGCGGAAGCGGCUCUCUGACCAACCACCAUUCAGGCUCUGUGUUCGGUUCCUCGCAUUUCCCCCCCGGGGGCAGCAGCUCCUCGCACUCCUCCCAGCAGGCCGUGCUGCCUCAAUAUGGCGGCCGUAAGAUCCUGGUGUGUACGAUGGAUAACUGCUACUGCUCCGGAGUGCCCUCUGUGUCAGGGCACCGCGGGCACCCCCCGUACCCACGCUCCGGCUCCUUCCCCUGGGUCAGCACCCAGGACUACCCCCCUCCUCCCGGCCUGGCCUCCGGAGGGCCGUCCAUGCAGGGCUUGGCAGUGAGGGACUGGAUAGACGCCUCACAGACACACAGACAUGCAGAUUUUUACGGGCUGUAUGGGCAGCCCUCUACAAAGCACUAUGUCACCAGUUAACGGAGUACACACACACACACACACACACACACACUUGGAUAUAGAGACAGGCACCAGAAUAGCACACCGUUACAGUCUUGUUAACCGGAAAAAACAGUUAUACUAUACACACGUAAAGAUACUGCGACGUAAACACACACUGAUCUAGAACAUGUACACACACGUUCGGAGGCAGGGUUGAUCUCUUGUUUUUAUUUUCUUUGGUUUCUUUAUUUUCAGUCAGUGUUUCAUGUAGUGUAUUAUACGUAAAUCUGUCGACGCUCACUCUGGCACAACCUAGCUCAGCGUUUUACUCAUAAACAAGAGAAGCCUAAGAGCAGAUCGUGACAUGCAUCUUUUUUUAUUUAUAGAGCAGAAGAUGGAUAGAAAAUUAACUUGUAUUAGAAAACGCCUCUUUGUGGCUGCUCACUGACGUUAAAGGAAAAAGAGAUGAAACCGUGCAGUGUUUAGCGCCUCCAUGUUCCCCUCAUAUAAUCACCCCUCUAGUUGUGCUGAGAUCAUUUGCCUUAUGUUAUUAUUAGCAUCGUUUUUUAAUUUUUUUCUGCCCAGCUCACUUUGGUAGAUCCUUUUUAAAGAGGGACAUUUGUCUCUUGCUUUCAUCAUCAUGGCACCGCUUUCCCUUCUUUGCGGAGUUCAGGGAUGGAUUGCACGGCUUGAACACAAAAUGCUCUUCCAUGGAACUCCCACAAUGCACUUGUGGACGCCUUGUUAUGCCUGGACUACAGAUGCUGUCCCACUAAGAAACACUGGAGCUGCAUCUGAAGGCGCCGGUUCACCCUGGCCCAAAGAGUUUAGAGGAUUCGGCCCUUAUUCCUAGUACUCACCUCCUGCUAUCAGGCUUCCCACAGGACAUAAGAUCUUCUGACAAAGACUGUUUCAUUUAGUAAUCACUAUGACUUUGGUACAACUGUAGGUUUCCCGCUUGUCUAGAGAGACUCUUUGAUCUUAGAGCAGGAGGCAAGACUGAACAAACCAAACCAAUCAAGCAUCUGGAGGAUCUGAUGAUGCUGUAAUUGUACUUCCUGCAGGGCAAAGAUGUCACUUCCUCUCAAUAAGCACACAAGCUCUUAGCUUCCUGUUUGCAGCUGAAAUCAUGCAAGGAAGAGUUUUUUAUAGCACUCAAAAGAAGAACAAUGGGUGGAAAAAUGUAUGCAGUUUUAAAAAUGAGUGUAUGGUAGAAAAGAAGGUCGGGAGGAUUUUUUUCAUCUACUUUUUCUAAAAGAACAAGACUGGACUGCGAGAUGUAAGCAAUUGUCAUCGUCCCUAAAAAGGAGCUGUUACAACAGUCAACAUGAAGAGAAACAUCAACAUAAAAAAACUAUCUUUUUUUGUAAAUAUUUUGUGAAAUGGAAGAAUUACAGACGUGAUUUGGAGAAGGGUUCCAAAUAAAUAAACAAACCAAUUUAAACUGC